AUGAUUGAUGUUGCUUCUAGUCAACCAAAAAAACAUUUCGAAGCUUCAAUUAUUGCUGAAGCAUGUCUUAAUAUGUUAUCUUAUUUAUUUUAUGAUGCAAAAUCUCAUUUAACAAUUCGUAAACCAUCGAAAUUUGAUAAAUGUUUAUUACUUGGAUAUGGAGCUAUUGGACAAGCUGUUGCUUAUGCAUUAAUACAUAAGAAAGAUUUAGGAUUAUUUUUAAAAGAUUCUGUUUAUAUAUGGGAUACAGAUUUGAUUAAAAGAAAAUUAGCUGAGAAAGAUGGAUUUCAAAUAUUUAAUCAAUUGAAUAAUAAAGAUGAAUUUAAUUAUAUAAUUGGUUGUGCUGGUCGUUGUUCAUUACCAAUAUCAUCUUUAUAUUUAUUAUGUAAUAAUUUUUAUUUAAUUAGUGUUUCAUCUGCAGCUAUUGAAUUUCCAUUUCAUGAUAUGAUUCAAUAUGCUUUAUCUAAGACUUCAAAUAAAAAUUUAGAAAUUUGUUUACCGAAUGAUGAAUUAAAUCAUUUAGAUGAUGAAAAUAUUCAUCGAAAUAUUUGCUAA
Molecule: messenger RNA, 555 nt
Organism: Rotaria sp. Silwood2
Lineage: Eukaryota; Metazoa; Rotifera; Eurotatoria; Philodinida; Philodinidae
Source: the annotation of a GenBank genome assembly